This is a messenger RNA of Pterocles gutturalis (yellow-throated sandgrouse), 504 nucleotides long. Its product is annotated as lipid phosphate phosphohydrolase 1-like. Gene Ontology annotation, biological process: phospholipid metabolic process; signal transduction; phospholipid dephosphorylation. NCBI's taxonomy places the organism in Eukaryota, Metazoa, Chordata, Aves, Pterocliformes, Pteroclidae. Gene Ontology annotation, molecular function: phosphatidate phosphatase activity. The transcript has 3 exons. The record is from RefSeq and is a predicted model, not a curated record. The annotation marks the transcript as partial.
CCCCCAACAGCUGGCUUGCCCCUUGGUGUUCUAAACUUGGCCAAAAUAAAACCGUAUCAGAGAGGCUUUUUCUGUAAUGAUGACAGCAUCAAGUAUCCGUUCCAUGACAGUACCAUCACAUCCACUGUCCUCUACACAGUGGGGUUCACCCUGCCCAUUUGCUCUAUAAUCCUAGGAGAGGCUCUCUCUGUCUUUUAUAAUACUUUGCACUCGAAUUCAUUUGUCAGAAAUAACUACAUAGCCACUAUUUACAAAGCCAUUGGGACCUUCCUUUUUGGAGCAGCUGCUAGCCAGUCAUUGACAGACAUUGCCAAGUACUCCAUAGGUAGACUGCGUCCUCACUUCCUCGCUGUGUGCGAGCCCGACUGGACACGAAUCAACUGCAGUCUAGGUUACAUUGAGAACUUCUCAUGUCAAGGAGACAAAGCAAAAAUCAAUGAGGGAAGACUAUCAUUUUACUCUGGCCAUUCUUCGUUCUCCAUGUACUGCAUGCUCUUCCUAGCA